Molecule: messenger RNA, 870 nt
Organism: Setaria italica (foxtail millet)
Lineage: Eukaryota; Viridiplantae; Streptophyta; Magnoliopsida; Poales; Poaceae
Product: probable RNA-binding protein EIF1AD
Exons: 4
Coding region: 117-620 (167 amino acids)
Biological process (GO): translational initiation
Cellular component (GO): nucleus
Molecular function (GO): RNA binding; translation initiation factor activity
Source: RefSeq, a predicted model, not a curated record
AGACUCCUCUCUUCCUCUGCAGCCGCCGCCGCCGUGUCUACCCUCCACCCUCGAGCUUCCAUCCCCGCGAGAGCAAAGCCGCUCCCCUUGCUCCGUCGAAGAAGGGAGAGGAGCAGAUGAAGGCGGGAAGGAAGAACCUGCGGCGGGCGUGCGACGAGGGAGCCGCCGUCACGCUCGCCGAGGGCGAGAGCAUCAUGCAGGUCCUCACGCUGCGGGGCUCCAACGUCAUCGAGGUGAUGGACGGCGAGGGCGUCAAAUCCCUGGCCUUGUUCCCGGCCAAGUUCCAGAGGAGCUUCUGGAUCAAGAGCGGGAGUUUCGUGGUUGUCGAUGCUAGUGGGAGGGAUCAGGCUCUGGAAUCAGGGAGCAAGAUUGCGUGCGUUGUCUCGCAAGUCCUCUUCCACGAACAAGUUCGGGCUCUGCAGAAGUCUGGUAACUGGCCAGCUAUUUUCAAGUCAACUGCAAAUGAAGGUUCACAGGCGGGAACACAAGUACAAACUACCCAGGUUGAUGAGGAACAAGAUUCUGAUGAAGAUGAUGAUCUGCCACCGCUAGAAGCAAACACGAACAGGAAUAGACUAUAUGAACUGUAUUCUGAUUCAGACAGUGGUUCUGAUUCCUAAACAAGUUUAGAUAGUAGCAUGCCAUUGAUGUUGUGAUGUCCAGUGUUAGUUUCCAAAACAACUCAGGUUCGGAUGACAUCCACUUGCACCAAAUGCUCAUAUUCUGCUGGCAUUCGUUUUCCUAUAAAAAAAUUGCCUGCUCUGUCAAGAUAUUUGUGAUGUGAGUGGAUGAACUGGGCCUUGAGCUAUACAUUGAGUGUAUGUGAGAAUGUUCAAAUUCUGCGAUGGCAUUUUCAUUGUCAGGUUGUCA